AUGGCAACCACCAAUGACUUUCCCGCCGGCGAUGUCAACAGUUAUGACUACAUCAUCGUGGGAGGUGGCACAGCAGGCUGUGUCAUUGCUAGCCGUCUAGCCGAGUACUUGCCCAACAAGCGCAUCCUGGUGAUUGAGGGCGGUCCCAGUGAUUUCAUGGAUGACCGCGUGCUCAACCUGCGUGAGUGGUUGAGUCUGUUGGGAGGCGAGUUGGACUAUGACUACGGUACAACUGAACAACCAAUGGGCAACAGUCAUAUCCGUCACUCUCGUGCUAAGGUGCUGGGUGGUUGCUCCAGCCACAACACCUUGAUCUCUUUCCGUCCUUUCGAAUACGAUUGCAAGAGAUGGGAACAGGCCGGCUGCACAGGCUGGUCCUUCGAGACCUUCACCCGCGUCCUUGACAAUUUGCGCAACACCGUUCAGCCUGUUCACAGCCGUCACCGUAAUCAACUGUGCAAGGACUGGGUUCAGGCUUGCUCCAGCGCAAUGAACAUCCCCAUCAUCUCCGAUUUCAACAAGGAAAUUCGCUCCAAGGGUGAAUUGACUGAGGGCGUUGGCUUCUUCUCCGUCUCUUACAACCCUGACGACGGCCGCCGUAGCAGCGCCAGUGUCGCUUAUAUCCACCCCAUUCUCCGUGGUGAAGAGAAGCGUCCGAAUCUGACCAUCUUGACUAAUGCUUGGGUGUCACGUGUCAACGUCGAGGGUGACACUGUCACUGGUGUUGAUGUCACGCUGCAGUCUGGCACUAAACACACCCUGCGGGCUAAGAAGGAGACGAUUCUCUGCGCAGGGGCUGUUGAUACUGCUCGCUUGAUGUUGCUCUCUGGUCUGGGUCCGCGUGAGCAGCUGAGCUCUCUUGGCAUCCAGGUUGUCAAGGACAUCCCUGGUGUCGGCGAGAAUCUCCUGGAUCACCCCGAGAGUAUAAUCAUCUGGGAGCUCAACCGUCCUGUGCCUCCCAACCAGACUACCAUGGACUCUGAUGCCGGGAUUUUCCUACGUCGCGAGCUUCCCAAUGCACAUGGUUUUGAUGGCCGCGCCGCCGAUAUCAUGAUGCACUGCUAUCAGAUCCCUUUCUGCUUGAACACCACUCGUUUGGGCUAUGACACACCGGUAGAUGCGUUCUGCAUGACCCCUAACAUCCCUCGCCCCCGCUCCCGUGGUCGUCUCUUUUUGACCUCUGCUGAUCCCAGCGUCAAGCCCGCCCUGGAUUUCCGGUACUUCACCGACCCGGAGGGCUACGAUGCUGCCACUAUUGUCGCUGGCUUCAAGGCGGCCCGCGAGAUCGCUCAGCAGUCGCCCUUCAAGGAGUGGAUUAAACGCGAAGUGGCUCCUGGUCCCAAGGUCCAGACGGACGAAGAACUCUCAGAGUACGGCCGUCGCGUAGCGCACACUGUGUACCACCCGGCUGGAACCACCAAAAUGGGUAACUUGGCCCGUGACCCUAUGGCCGUCGUUAACCCUCAAUUGAAGGUGCGGGGCCUCAAGAAUGUACGUAUCGCGGACGCGGGUGUCUUCCCAGAGAUGCCUACCAUCAACCCCAUGUUGACCGUGCUGGCCAUCGGUGAGCGUGCGGCUGAACUGAUCGCGGAAGAGGCCGGCUGGAAACGCGAGCAGCCUCGUCUGUGA
This is a messenger RNA of Aspergillus aculeatus ATCC 16872, 1629 nucleotides long. RefSeq names its product GMC family oxidoreductase. NCBI's taxonomy places the organism in Eukaryota, Fungi, Ascomycota, Eurotiomycetes, Eurotiales, Aspergillaceae. The transcript has 2 exons. The record is from RefSeq and is a predicted model, not a curated record. Gene Ontology annotation, molecular function: oxidoreductase activity, acting on CH-OH group of donors; flavin adenine dinucleotide binding. The coding region runs from base 1 to 1629 and encodes 542 amino acids.